CCGUGCAAGUGUAUAUAUCCCAUUCAACCGUUACACUCUUUAUUUUCACAACAUUGCAAUUAUACAUACACACCCACCAAAAAAGAAAACCACCAAUACCCUCAUUUCAUUAAUCAAUGAAUUUAUAAAAAUAAUAAUAAUAAUCCGCUUGUGGGUUUUCUUAAUUUUACUAUUUUAGAACUCCUGUAAAGUCUGCAAUGGAGUUCUUAAUCAUUCUACUGGCAGCUACCGCCGCCGUCUCCGCCGUGCACGGCGGCGCCGGUAGGGUUUUGACUCUUGAAAGGGUUUUUCCGGCGAACAAGACGGUGGAGCUCGAAGUUCUCAGAGCACGUGACCGUGUGAGACACGCGCGAAUCUUGCAGAGUUUCUCCGGUGGCAUUGUUGACUUUAACGUUGCUGGAACCUCCGAUCCUUACUACGGCGGGUUGUAUUUCACUAAAGUGAAGUUAGGUUCUCCACCAAAAGAGUUCAAUGUUCAAAUCGACACCGGUAGCGAUAUUCUGUGGGUUACUUGCAGUUCUUGUAGUGAUUGCCCUCAAUCAAGUGGAUUCGGUGUUGAUCUUAAUUUCUUUAAUGCCGGAAGCUCAUCAACGGCUUCUUCAGUAUCGUGUUCGGAUUCUGUAUGUUCUUCGAUAGUUCAAACGUCAGAUGCGUCAUGUUCUGAAGGCAAUCAAUGUGGUUAUAGGUUUCAGUAUGGAGACGGUAGUGGAACAUCGGGUCAUUAUGUCACGGAUUUGUUUUAUUUCGACACUAUUGUUGGCCCUUCCAUGGUUGCUAACUCUUCGGCUUACAUUACUUUCGGGUGUAGCACAUAUCAAACAGGUAGUUUGACCAAACCAGAUAAGGCGAUUGAUGGGAUCUUCGGUUUUGGUCAACGUGAUUUAUCUGUUGUGUCACAACUCUCAUCACACGGGAUUACUCCAAAGGUGUUCUCACAUUGCUUAAAAGGAGACGGAACAGGUGGCGGCAAGCUUGUUCUCGGUGAAAUUUUGGACCCCACCAUGGUUUAUAGUCCCCUCGUCCCAUCACAGCCUCAUUACAAUUUGGAUUUACAGAGUAUUGUUGUCAAUGGACAGAUGUUGCCAAUUGACCCGGCUGUUUUCGCCACAUCAGAUAACCACGGAACCAUUGUUGAUACAGGAACAACUUUGACAUACCUCGUUGCAGACGCAUUUGAACCCUUUGUCAAUGCUAUAACUUCUGCUGUUUCACAAUCAACAACGCCUGUUCUCUCCAAGGACACUCAAUGUUAUUUGGUUACAUCAAGCAUAAAUGAGAUUUUCCCGGAGGUUUCCUUAAACUUUGCUGGCGGUGCAGCCAUGGUUCUUAAGCCGGAGAACUAUCUUGUACAUGGAGAUCCUGUUGAAGGAGGUACACCAUGGUGCAUGGGUUUCCAAAAAGUUCAAAACGGGGUAUCAAUUCUCGGAGAUCUUGUGCUUAAAGAUAAGAUAUUCGUAUAUGAUUUAUCAAAGAAAAGAAUUGGAUGGACCGAUUAUGAUUGUUCAAAUGAUGUAAACGUCUCGAUAACUUCAAGUAAGGAUGAAUACCGAUAUGCAGGUGAGCUAAGUGAGAGUAGUUCAUCAAGAACAACCACAAGUGUUGUUCUUCAAGCUCUUUUGCUUCAUAUGGUAGCGGUUACUCUUGGUUCUUUACUAUAUGGUAAAUAGUCAAUAACUCAAAACGUCAUUGUUUUGACCCGUUGUUGGUUUUACCGGCCUAUAGUCCUCCUUAACAUGAAAUCAUGCUAAGUGUGGUUUGAGUUAAGGGGUCGGAUUCGAGUUCGGUGGUUCAAGUCGUUUGUGGCUGGUGGUUACUGGGAGAUUGGUGAUGUUUAGAACGCGGUUUUGGAUCUUUCGGUUCAAGUGGUUUUUGAUUUUGGAGUCCAUUCAUGUCAUUGUAACAUGUUCAAAUUAUUGGAUUUUUUUUUUGGUCGUUUUGAACCACUUUUUAGUGAUUUUUUCUUUGUAAAAUAACUAAAUACAUAUUUGUUUAUAUUAUUUAAUAUUUAUUCAUGCUA
Helianthus annuus (common sunflower) is the source of this 2017-nucleotide messenger RNA. Its product is annotated as aspartic proteinase-like protein 2. Gene Ontology annotation, biological process: proteolysis. Gene Ontology annotation, molecular function: aspartic-type endopeptidase activity. NCBI's taxonomy places the organism in Eukaryota, Viridiplantae, Streptophyta, Magnoliopsida, Asterales, Asteraceae. The record is from RefSeq and is a predicted model, not a curated record. The transcript has 10 exons. Bases 198 to 1667 code for a protein of 489 amino acids.